CCCCCUCCCCCAUCGCGGCGCCCGGCAGCCCGCUCCGCGAUGGGAGCCGCAGCGGUUGCGGCGUACAGCCCGCGCUCCUCCCUCGCCUCCUCCUCUUUCUCCUCCUCCUCAGGGCUCCAGUCAGGCCGAGCCGCUCCGCUCACGAAAGGCAAACUGAGAUACAACUUGCUGAUUUUUGUGGUCACAUGGUGACAACGUAUAGAAAGUCAGAUCUACAACUUGAUGGGUGACAGUUCCUUUCAACCAAAAGAUAAUUUAAAAAUGGCAGAACUCUUUAUGGAAUGUGAAGAGGAGGAGCUAGAACCAUGGCAGAAGAAAGUGAAAGAAGUUGAAGAGGAUGAUGAUGAUGAGCCCAUCUUCGUAGCAGAGAUAGCAAGUUCAAAACCAGCUAUUUCAAAUAUUUUGAACAGAGUUAACCCGAGCUCUCAUUCAAGAGGAAUAAAGAAUGGUAUACUUAAUCGAGGUUUUACUGCUUCAUUCAAGCCUACAAGUCAACGCUGCCCGAAUUCAGCAUCAAAUCCUGUGGCUGCCUUGCCAGUAAAUUUUCAUCCUGAAUCUAGAUCUUCUGAUAGCUCUGUUAUUGUUCAGCCAUUUUCUAAACCUGGUUAUGUAACAAAUUCACCACGAGUUCUAUCUAGUAACCCUUCAGAGUUACUGUUUGACUUGACCCAGGAUACAGGAUUGUCACAUUACCAAGGGGGACCAACACUUUCUAUUGCAGGUUUGAAUGAAACUUCUUUUUUAUCAAAACGUCCUUCUGGUUCUGACAUAAGCAGUGUUAACCCAAAAAAGCCUAAACCCAAUGAAAAUAUUUCUGGAACAGAUGCCUCUUCUGUAGUCUCUUCAGAAAAGUCUCCAUCAGUGAUGUCUCUCCAAGUGGUGCCAUCACAAGGUACAAAUUGCUCAUCAAAUCAAUCUAAAAAUGGAACAACUUUUCCAAGAGCAUGUCCCAAGUGUAAUAUUCACUUCAAUCUUUUGGAUCCUCUGAAAAAUCACAUGACGUAUUGCUGUCCAGACAUGAUAAAUAACUUUUUGGGAUUGACUAAAACUGACAAUUUAAAUUCAGCAAAUGAAGCUAAGACUCUUGAUUCAGAAAAAGGAAAAUUGAUAAUGUUAGUUAAUGACUUUUACUAUGGAAAAUAUGAAGGAGAUGUCCAGGAAGAACAGAAGACUCAUACAACCUUUAAGUGCUUCAGUUGCUUGAAAGUCCUCAAAAAUAAUAUUAGGUUUAUGAACCACAUGAAACACCAUUUAGAGCUUGAGAAACAGAGCAGUGAGAGCUGGGAAAAGCACACCACCUGCCAGCACUGCUACAGGCAGUUCCCCACACCCUUUCAGCUGCAGUGCCACAUCGAGAGCACCCACACGCCUCACGAGUUCUCCACCAUUUGUAAAAUCUGUGAGCUGUCAUUUGAAACUGAACAGAUUCUUUUACAACAUAUGAAGGAUAAUCAUAAACCUGGUGAAAUGCCAUACAUCUGUCAGGUUUGCAAUUACAGAUCAUCAUUAUUUUCUGAGGUAGAGUCUCAUUUUAGAACAUCGCAUGAAAACACUAAGAAUUUGCUAUGUCCAUUCUGCCUCAAAGUUAUUAAAAUUGCCACACCCUAUAUGCAUCAUUACAUGAAGCAUCAGAAAAAGGGAAUACAUCGUUGCACCAAAUGCAGACUGCAAUUUUUGACAUGCAAAGAGAAAAUGGAUCACAAGACUCAACAUCACCGAACAUUUGUAAAACCCAAGCAACUAGAAGGACUGCCCCCUGGAACAAAAGUUACUAUUCGAGCUUCCGUUGCACCUCUUCAAUCGGGAUCUUCAGUUACACCUUCUAUCAGUGCAAGCACUUCUACCCUCCAGCUCUCACCUCCAAGGACUGAAAAUGUAACUGCUAAAAAUCACGUGAAACUGAAUACAAGUACACCAAAUACAACCAUAUCUGAUCCCAGUAAAACUAAUGAGAUCAAGUCUAAUGGAAGUAAAUCUAAAAACAGGUCAAAAGUCUCCAAUAUGCAGAAGAAACAAAGCACAUUGUCUAAUAGUAAUAAAAAAAGUAAAGUGAACACAGCACUAAGAAACUUAAGGUUACGUCGGGGUGUUCACGAGUGUAUUGAGUGUUCUUCUGAAGUAAAAGAUUUUGCAAACCAUUUUCCUACAUAUGUCCACUGUAGUUUUUGCAGAUAUAACACUAGCUGUAGCAAAGCCUAUGUAAAUCAUAUGAUGAGCUUUCACAGUAACCGUCCAAGUAAAAGAUAUUGUAUAUUUAAGAAGCAUUCAGAAAAUCUCAGGGGCAUUUCUCUAGUGUGCCUUAAUUGUGAUUUCCUAACUGACGUUUCUGGCUUAGAUAAUAUGGCCACACACUUAAGUCAACAUGAAACUCAUACUUGCCAAGUUCUAGUAGAGAAAGUUUCUGUUUGUAUCCCAACUUCUGAACGUCUUUCUGAAUUAAAAACUGAAGCUCCCACUAAGGGACAAGAAUCUGUGUCUAAGUUUGGAUAUUCUCUGUCCUGACCACUCAAAUGGUGCAACUGGGCUUUCAGUUUUGCCAGUAUACUGACAAGCCCAUCAAUGAAUGCACUUUUAGCUAUAAAAGCUUUAGUGUUUAAAUUGUUUUCUGAUUAUCACUUUUGAUUCACUACUGAAAUUUACAUUCUGCUCAUGCAUGCUAAAGUAUUUAACCAAUUAAUUGUAGUAAUUUAAUAACCUUUUUGGGCUGGAGAGAUGGCUCAGCUCUUCUUAAGAAAUGCUCUUGGAAAGACCUGAGGUUCAAUUUCUAGCAGACACAUGUUGUCUUAUAGCCAUCUGUAGCUCCAGUUUAAGGGAAUCUGAUGUCCUCUUCUGGCCUCUGUGGAUACCAGACAUGCACAUGGUACAUAGACAUACAAUCAGGCAAAACACCCAUACACAUAUAUUAAAUAUUCAAAAAAUUUUAAGAUGGUGGGUGGGUAAAGAGAUGGCUCAGCACUUAAAGACACUUACUUGUUCUUAUAGAGGACCUGGGUUUGGGUCCUAGCACCUACCUGGCAGCUCACAACCAUCUGUAACUCUAGUUCCAGGAUAUGCAACCCCCUUUUUUGACCUCUGUGAAUACUGCACAUGCAUGUGGUGCACAUACAUAAAUGCAGGCAAAAUAUUCACACAUAUAAAAAGUAACCUCGAAUUAAUAUAUUUUUCUGUCUCAAGCACUUGGAAGAUAGCUCAGCUGGUGGUGUUUGUCAGGCAUGCAUGAGGUUUAGAGUUCAGUUCCCAGCAGCUACAUAAAGAGCCAGUCGUGGUAACACACAUUUCCAAUCUCAGCAUGAGGGAGACAUCCCUGGGACUUGAUUUGAGCCUCAUCAGUAAACUCCAGGUCCCAUAUAAGACCCUGUUUCAAAAAAUAAGGUAGAGAGUAUCUGAGGAAAACACUUGAUGUUGGCACCUGCCUCCACACACAUGCUCAUACAUCUAAACCUUCAUCCAUGAAUGUGCACAGGCCCAAAAGUAAACUUUGUCCCUCUGAUAAUCCCUGUUUCUGUAUUGUGCUGAGUCUAGCUCUUUGUCAUCUAACAGUAUGCACCCUGCCCUUCUUGUUUUUCAGUUAAGUAUUUGGUUGGAAGAUAUUUUGUGUAGGUCUGAAGAGAACAGUAUGUCUAAUGCAUAUCUUUUUCUGGUUUAGGCCAUUCACAUGGAACUUGGGUCUGUCUAGUCAGGGACUGAAUUCAGUUUGGGUUUUCUCAUAGCUAAUGAGAAAUCCUGAGAGAAACAGGUUCUUUCUAUGGGACUUCGGGUUUACUGAUGAGGCUCAAAUCCAAUACCAAUAGCAUCUCCCCUUUAUUCUUUCCUGUUAACAUUAUUAGCUAGAAUAAAUCAUCAAAGUCAUAUUUAUUUGAUUUCCCUGCUUUUGGUGUCAGGGAAGCCACUUUUUAAAUACACAAAUCAGAUUUCUUAAGUAUACUUAAACGUUAUAUGCAUAUUGAACCUUUUGUUACGUUUUAUGUUGUUUGUGUUUGUGCCUGUGUGCACCUGUGUGUGCAGGUACCCAUAGAGACCAGGAGGCAGCGUCAGAUAUCCUGAAGUUAGUUGUAAGUGUGUUUAAGAGCCACCUGCUGUGGGUGCUGAGAUCAGAACUCCAGUCCUGCAAGAGCAGCAAACAGUUGCAACUGCCAAGCAAUUUCUCCCAUUCCUCGUGCUCCAUACUUUUCAUUUACUGUGUAUUUUGAUAGGUAUAUUAUGACACUGUGACUAACUGUUACGGUAAUUAAAUUUCUACUUACUUAGACCACCUCCUCUGUCUUCUGUUCCUCUAUGCCCAUCAUUCCACAGGAAUAAAAUUAGAGUAAGCCAAAUGAGGCCUUCACCUCUGGGCUACAAAAUUAAAGAGGUGAAGUCUCAAAAUUUUAAUAAGUUAAAUUUACUAUUUUAGUUCAGUAUUUUAAAGCAUCAACAGUAAAUGCAGAAUAAUUCAUGAUGAACAUAAUCUGAAAGUUUUAAAGAUGGAAUCUUGUUUAAUCUUGUAUUUCCUGCCUUUGUGGGGCAGAUAAUGAAAGACCCCCACUUACAUUUGACAUUCUCCUCUGAUGCUCCUUGUUCAGUCAUGAGAGAAGAGAGGCUGGCAGGCUGUUCUCCUUAAUCUUAGCUUCAAUCCGUAGUAGUGCUACUCAAGCAGAAACGUUCAUGUAACUACAAAUCUUUGUUGAGUUUUAAUAUAGUAAGUGUAGAUAGUAGUUAUAUAAUAAAUGCAAUUUUUAUUUAUUAAUAUAAUUGACCUGUUACAAAUGAAACUUGAAAAAGAUGUUAAAUAAUUUUUGAAGAAUUAUUUUCUUACUAGGAAAAUUGACAGUUUCUCUGUGUAAAGCAAUGAUAGCAGCCAUGUGAGAUAGCUCAGAGCAGAUGCAGUGUUUGGGCAUCCCUCCAGCCCAGCAUUCCACCCUCAGUGUGACACAAGACAAGAUCUUUUGCUCCAUUUGGGGGUUUCUCUGCUAUAAAUUCACUGAAUAGGUUUCUGGAUCUUGUUUAUUUCUCAGUUACUUCUAACCUAUGGAUUCUUGGGUUUGGUCUCUUCAUCAUGUCCCAGAGUUAAAGUUUGGUUAUUGUUUUUGUUUGCAUUCUCUUUUAUUGACAUCUGAUUGCGAUAUUUCCUCAGUCUUGUUCUGUCCCUGCUGUCCUUUUCUCUACUUCAUCUAGUCUAUUUGUGAUAAGCUGCACUGUGCUUCUUGUUUUAUCCUAUUUUCAUUUCUAAAGUUGCCUUGCUCUUUAACUUCUCUUGUGUUUCUGAGUUGUAGCUUAUGUGUCCUAGUUUACUUAGAAGUAGGCAGCCUUCUCUCUGAGGGCUCAGUCUAUAGUACUACAGAAUAAACAAACUGCCUUAGUAGGCAACAAAACAAGACAUGGAAAUAGAAUUUAAAACAAUUAAAGCCAAUGACUAUCCCACCAGUAACUAAUAGAAAAUAAAAUGGCACAGGCUAGCAAGGUGGCUAGCAGGUAAGGGCACUUGGCACCAAGCCUAUAGGACAAACUUCUGCAAAAUGUCCUCUGAUCUCAACAUAUGGUGCAUGUGUGUUCUGCCCUGGGCUCCGUGUCUCCUAGUGCUAAAUUUUCUUUGUGUACUAGGAAUCGCUGUUAGCCACAUCUUGGUUCUGUGGACUGAAGGUUAGACAGGUUCUUACUUGCUCCCAAUACCUUUCAGUUUGUAUGCCUUUGAGGAUAAGCAUUCAAAUUGAAGAAUUUUCUCAAGGGCAUCAAAGAGUAGCGGAAAAAAACUAAUCUAUGCCAAAGAGAUCUGAGGGAACCAAACAGUUUCAGAGCCUGCCUAGCAGUGGAUCACCCUGGAGAUAGGAAGGAGGAGGCUUAAGUUUCUCAUUCUUGCUAGCAUCAGAUCUCACAUUGCAAGGAGGCCUCUCCAGAGUCUGAGCUAUCUGCCAACUUCAGGCUGAGGGCUGUCAUCUAUCUCCCCCCAGUGAUCCUAAGUCCCCAAAUUGUCAUACAAGUGGUCACUGACCAUUGGACCUUCCUAUCAUGAAUUACCUGCUGCCUAAACUGCUUAGUGUGUUCGUCAUCUUGCAUCUUCUUCUCUGUGUUAGCGUCUCCAGGCACCCUGACUUGGGAUUCUCCCUUGCUUUUUGGUUUCCAGAAAUAGCUCAGGCGCAAACAGGUUCCUUCUCAAGAUAGUAUAUUGUGGUGUAAUACGGGGCUUUUGUAAAACGGAUUUCUUUUCCAGUUCUGGUCCUGCCAUACAGGAAGAGUUAUUUUCCUACUAAAAUUUCUUACCAGAUUUAAGAUGUAGGCUUCUCCUUUGGCUAGGACUAUCCGUCUUCAGCAAGUGGCCUGCCUGCUGUCUUUGUACAGUUAGCCUCUACUUCCUUCCCUGGGAGGGACGUGCUAGAGGUCUGCUUGCUUUUGUUGCUUAUGUAGUUUUUGUGUUUCUAGCACUUCAGCCAGCCAUCUUUAAUCCCCAAUGUUUUGCCUCUUCCUCUUUUCAGAGUAAAAUCUACUAGUCAUUUAUGGAGUCACAUGUAGGUUGUACCUAAGAAAGGUGCCUUUUGGUUUGGUUUGUUUGUUUUGUUUUGUUUUUGAGGCAAAGUUUCUCUGGGUAGCCCUGGCUGUCCUGAAAUUCUCACUUUGUAAACCAAAACUGACCUUAAACUCACAGAGAUGCACCUGCCUCUGCCUCCCAACUGCUUUAAUUAUAUGCACAGAAUAUUGAUAAGACAUGAGUUCAAAGACUGAAACCGAAGACGUACAUUGCACAUAGUCCUGGGCUGAUCCUUAGUAUAAUAAUUAAUAAUAAUAAUAAUAAUAAAUAAUUAGUUCUGCUUGUGCUUGGUACUGGAGAAUACACUAACUGCUGGUAUAGUGUGGGUGCUUUUGUCUUGAUUUGUGUUAUGUUGCCAGCAUUUUUAUUCCUCGCUAGUCUUAUAUUAUACUAAGAAUUAUGACUUCACUUAAUUCCUGAAAUCUAACAUGGAUUCCCCGGGUGUCUGUAAAUCAAAUUUGAGACCUCCUGACAUGAAUUUAAUGUGAAUUUACCUACUGAAUUUGUGUGCAUGCAACCUUCACAGUUUGCAUGGAUAUUAUUUAGACUUUGCUGUAGUGAAAUCCGGUGUGCUAAUGCUGAGGUGAAGGAUUUUAUGAAGAGAUUUCACACACUCAACACAGUCUUUACAGGGAGGGGUGUUUGGGGACUGAUUAGUGUUUACAAAGAGAAAUCCAGUCCCUCAUGUUGUUCUUUGCUGUUUUUGGUCCUCACGUAGUCUUGAUUAGAUAGUUCAAAGAGCUGACUGUUUACCUCUGUGGUAAGGGAAGGAACCUAACCUUUUGUGAGUUGGAGAAGGAGCAGUUAGAUUCCCAACAGUUACUGUGCAUCAGUUUUGCCUUUUACAUGCUCAGCGUUAGACCAGGUUUCUCUCAAAGCCUCGCAUCUGAGUCCCCUGUCCGGAUCGACUCACCCCCUCAUUGCCCUCCCAUGGCAUCGCUGUCACUUCCACCAUCCUGCUGAGCCCUCACUAUCCCAGCCAUGUGCCAGCUUCUACAACUUUGCUGACAUGUCUUUACUAAUAAGCAUGGUUGGUAUUUGGUUUUUUGGUUUUUUUAUGAGUGAAAUUGCUUAAUUCUCAGGUAUAAUUUUUUUAGCAGAAUUGGGUAAAUAAGGACAUAAAUAGUGUGAUUCGUGUCACAGGCUUGAGUCAGUCUGCUGGGGUUAUGAGCAAGUUCUCUGUGUGCUGUAUCACUUGGACUUUGUGCUCUCUCUACUUCUCAGUUGUACGGACAUCAGUUGUGAUCCAUUGUGUGGACUAAAUGAAACUCAAUGUAAUUCUUAGUACACUCCAUGCAGCGUAUGUGCUUGGAGGCUGGUAGUUGUCAAGGACUGCUGAACCGCUCCCACUAGAAGGAGGUUUUUCAAUAUUCCUUUCUCACACUCAACAUUUGAAAUGAGCAAAAUAUUUCUUCAAUAUAUCUGUCUUUUCAUACAUGUGGCUUGACAGUGGAAGAAUUCACAUAAUUCUUAAAUAUGAAAUAAAAAUUUCAAGUGUUUUUUUUCCUUAGUAUCUGCAAUAUGGGUAAGAUUCUGGGGGUUGGUAUCUUGUUAUUUAUAUUCAAGUUUCAACUAGUUUUCUGCUUGAAUAACUUCCACAUUUGAAAACCUUGGUAAGGAAAAUAGGCAACAUCUUACUUUGUGGUCUUUAGUGAUCUGGAACUCAGUAUGUAGACCAGGCUGGCCUUGCACUCAGAGAUCUGUCCGUCUCUACCUCCCAAGUGCUGGAAUUAAAGAUGUAAGGCACUACCUUCAGCUGGGAAAUAGUUCUUAAUAAAGUUGGGUACUGCUUCUUGACUUUAAUUCAAAACUUUUUGGUGUACUGAAAAUGUUAUGGGUUUGAAAAAAUGUCUGUUCUACUGUACACUUCAGACUGAAAAUAAGAUUGAAAAAUUCAUUUUUUGUUCCUUUGGUGUAUUAGCUUGUACACUUAAGUUGCUUCUAUCCAGGAUAACACUUAAUAAUAAUAAUAAUAAUAAUAAUAAUAAUAAUAAUACCGUGAGUGUAAAAGUGUUAUUG
This is a messenger RNA of Rattus norvegicus (Norway rat), 8521 nucleotides long. The record is from RefSeq and is a predicted model, not a curated record. NCBI's taxonomy places the organism in Eukaryota, Metazoa, Chordata, Mammalia, Rodentia, Muridae.